AUGUACACCACGGAGCGGAGGCGCAUGAGUCUGCGGGACUACAAGAGGAAAGACCCGGUCUGGGUCUCCACCAGCGCCGGGAGCCUGUGGGAGGACUCUCUGGAGCUCGGGUCCAGCACUAAAGCGCUCAUCUCUCCCCGCAGCAGGACCAGACCCGUGUCCGUGGCCUACAUUCUCAGCGAGGACGCGUCUGUGCCACAAACUCAGGCGUCUCUGAAGUGCGUGAAAGACGCGUGCGCCGAGGCCAACGCGCUCUUUAGCACCAUCUCCUUCGGGCAGAUCUCUCUGGGCACCACGGACAUUCUGGACAGUUUCUAUAACUCAGAUGUGGCAGUGGUGGAGAUGAGUGACAGCUUCUGUCAGCCCUCUCUCUUCUACCACCUGGGAGUGAGGGAGAGCUUCAACAUGACCAACAACAUCAUCCUGUACUGCUACAAACAGGACACGGACCUGCACGCACUCAAGGAGCAGUGUGGCUCUUACACGUUCAUCCCGUAUGUGGUCUCGGCUCAAGGGAAAGUGUUGGCCUGUGACGCCACCAUCAUGACCGGCAUCAAAGAGCUCAUGAAGCCCUCUUUCCAGCUGGAGCCUCUCCUCACUCCUCUGGUGGAGAGACUCACUCACCUGCUGAACCACGUCCCAGUCCAGUCCAGUGAGUACUUCCGGGAGUCAAUCCGUCAGGACAUUCGGACGGCCAGGGAGCGUUUCCGAGGCUCGGAGCUGACCGCAGAACUGAAGAGGAUCGAGACCCGACUGGACAGUGUGGAGCUGCUCUCACCGGACAUCGUCAUCAACCUCAUGCUGUCCUACAGAGACAUCCAGGACUACGACUCCAUAAUCAAUCUGGUGGAGAAUCUGAACAACCUGCCCAUGUGCCUCGUAGCAAGACACCAGAAUAUCCAGUUUCACUACAUCUUUGCUUUGAACAGGAGGAACCACCCCGGAGACAGAGCCAAGGCCUUGGACUGCAUCCUGCCCCUGGUCCAGAGCGGAGGGAAGGUGGCCUCCGACGUCUACUGCCUCUGUGGACGCGUUUACAAAGACACGUUCAUGAGCUCCGGGUUCACGGACCAGGAGAGCAGGGACCAGGCCAGCUACUGGUACGGGAAAGCCUUUGAGACAGAACCGACUCUCCACUCCGGCAUCAACAACGUGGUCCUCCUGAUGGCGGCUGGUCACGAGUUCGACACAUCUAUUGAGCUUCGUAAAAUCGGAGUGACCAUCAACACUUUGCUCGGGAGGAAGGGCAGCCUGGAGAAGAUGAGGGACUACUGGGACGUGGGUUUCUAUCUGGGAGCAAACAUUUUGAUCAAGGAGCCGAGGAAAGUUAUUGAAGCCUCGGAGAAAUUGUACAAACUGAAAGCACCUGUGUGGUUCGUUGCUUCCAUCAUGGAGACCUUCAUCUUGUAUCGUCAGUUUGCUAAGUUACCAGAGGUGCGCAGUCCUAAAGAGGAAACCAUGGACUUCUGGAUGGAGCUGCUUCUGGAAACCUGUAAACCCACCAUCACCAAAGACCACUGCCCGGUCCUUAUCCUUGAGCCCAGUAAACUCCUGCAGCCGGCGGUGGUCUGUGUGAACGAGGAGGACGAGAGCCGCACUGUCCAGUUGAAACAUGUAUCUCCUCUGAAGAAAGGCUUACAUGAGUGGACUUUCCCCGCCUCUGCCAUCCGGGGAGUCAGUGCUUCAAAGAUCGAUGAGCGCAGCUGUUUCCUCUACGUUCUCUUCAACUCCGACGACUUCCAACUCUGCUUCCCCUCCGAGGCCCUGUGCAGAGGAUUCUGUGAGCUGGUGAACUCUCUGCUGCUGCAGGCGGAAGACCCGGAUCUGGUCCUGAACUCUCAGACUAAUGGAAUACUAGAGUACAUGUACGAGCUGAACGACAGCAGAGAUAAGGUGGUGCUGGGAAAGGGCACGUAUGGAGUGGUUUACGCCGGGAGAGACUUGAGCAACCAGGUCCGCAUCGCCAUCAAGGAGAUUCCUGAGAGGGACAGCACAUAUUCCCAACCGCUCCACGAAGAGAUCGCUCUCCACAAGAGACUGAAGCACAGAAACAUAGUGCAGUAUUUAGGGUCGCUGAGUCAGGACGGGUUUAUCAAGAUCUUUAUGGAGGAGGUCCCUGGAGGAAGCUUGUCGUCGCUGCUUCGCUCCAAAUGGGGUCCGCUCAAAGACAACGAAGCCACCGUCGUCUUCUACACCAAACAGAUCCUGGAGGGACUCAAAUAUCUCCACGACAAUCAGAUCGUGCACAGAGACAUUAAAGGGGAAAACGUCCUGAUCAAUACUUACAGCGGCGUACUCAAGAUUUCUGAUUUUGGGACGUCAAAACGAUUGGCAGGAAUCAACCCUUGCACCGAAACGUUUGCAGGUAAGAUUUAA
Messenger RNA from Knipowitschia caucasica, 2376 nucleotides. The record is from the annotation of a GenBank genome assembly. NCBI's taxonomy places the organism in Eukaryota, Metazoa, Chordata, Actinopteri, Gobiiformes, Gobiidae.